AUGACUAUGGUAAUGACUAUGGCUAUGACUAUGGCUAUGACUAUGGCAAUGACUAUGGAUAUGACUAUGGAUAUGACUAUGGAAAUGACUAUGGCUAUGACUAUGGCUAUGACUAUGGUUAUGACUAUGGCUAUGACUAUGGCUAUGACUAUGGCUAUGACUAUGGCUAUGACUAUAGCUAUGAUUAUGACUAUGGCUAUGACUAUGGCUAUGACUAUGGCUAUGACUAUAGCUAUGAUUAUGACUAUGGCUAUGAGUACGGCUAUGACUAUGGCUAUGACUAUGUCUAUGACUAUGACUAUGAUUAUUGCUAUUACUAUGGUUAUGGAUAUAGUUAUUAUUACUAUGCCUAUUAUUAUGGCUAUUACUAUGACUAUGACUAUUACUAUAGAUAUUGCUAUUACUAUUGCUAUGACUAUAGUUACUAUUAUUAUUACUAUGUAUAUUGCUAUACCUAUUACUAUGCUUAUUAAUAUGUCUAUUGCUAUUACUAUGGCUAUUACUAUGGUUAUUAAUAUGGCUAUUAUUAUGGCUGUUAUUAUGAUUAUGAUUAUGAUUAUGGCUAUGGCUAUGGCUAUGACUAUUAUUAUGGCUAUGGCUAUGGCUAUGACUAUGUCUAUGACUAUGGCUAUGGCUAUUACAUACAGACACUCAAAAAUAAUUAUUAAUUACAAAAUUAUUAAAUACUUAUAGUAUCUGAAUCAAAUAUUUUAUCGCCUGUUUUUUUCACUUAAUUACAUGGAAGGAUAUUAAAUAAACAAUUAAUAUCAAGAUUUUCUUGAAGAACAAAUUUAAAACAACCUUAUUAUUGAGCAGGUUUUUCAGGGUUUAUACUUAAGUAUUUUUUUGAGUAUUCAUGGAAAAAAAGUACUUAUUUCCCAUAUAUGA
Ichthyophthirius multifiliis is the source of this 888-nucleotide messenger RNA. RefSeq lists its product as hypothetical. Lineage: Eukaryota; Ciliophora; Oligohymenophorea; Hymenostomatida. The record is from RefSeq and is a predicted model, not a curated record. The transcript has a single exon.